CCCUGGUCAGUUCCGAUACGGUUCGCCGAACGUCGAUUCCACGAGGGUGACGCGGUGAUCAGUGACCCGUUAUCGAAACACCCCGGAAGAAUCGCGCUUAAAUCCCAGGACGAUCUUAUCAAGCGAUUAGCGUCGGGGUCAUGCACACGACCCCGUGAGUGCGAUUCGCGAGGGAUCCGAGAGUUCGCGUCGACGAAGGAUCGAAGAACGCGAGUAUCGCGAGAAGAUGUUCGUUCAGUGAUAGUUGGUGCACGGUUGGUGCUAACCCCGCGAUCGGAGAUAAGAAGCGACGAAGAGCGGAUUUGCGCGCGGGACAUUCUGGGAUCACGAGACACGCGAGACACACGCCGGAAGAUGAGGCUCUGGAUGUUUCUGACCGUGCUCUCGGUGACGGUGCACGCGUCGCUGGAGGAGAUCUCCAGGAACAAAAAUCGCGGCAGGGGAUCCACGUGGUGGGGUAUUGCAAAAGCGGGCGAACCGAACAAUUUUUUACCGAUGUCAGCAGGUUCCAUACACAUGGAACCGGUCUACGCGACCCUGAGAAGAAAGCAGAGGAGGCUCGCUAGAGAAAAUCCUGGAGUUCUGAUGGCAGUGUCAAGGGGCGCAAACCAAGCUAUUGGCGAAUGCCAGCAUCAGUUUCGCAACCGGCGAUGGAACUGCUCGACAAAAAAUUUUCUCAGAGGGAAAAAUCUCUUCGGCAAGAUCGUCGACAGAGGAUGUCGUGAGACCGCUUUCAUCUACGCCAUCACGAGUGCGGCAGUGACACACAGUAUCGCGAGGGCAUGUAGCGAGGGCAGCAUUCAAUCGUGCUCCUGCGAUUACACUCACCAAUCACGCGCGUCAUCCGCCGUUCGGGAUUGGGAAUGGGGUGGCUGCUCGGAUAACAUUGGAUACGGCUUCAGAUUCUCUCGCGAAUUUGUCGAUACCGGUGAACGUGGCCGGAAUCUCCGCGAGAAGAUGAAUCUACAUAACAAUGAAGCCGGCAGAGCACACGUAACUUCGGAGAUGCGCCAGGAAUGCAAGUGCCACGGCAUGUCCGGCUCGUGCACGGUGAAGACCUGCUGGAUGCGACUGCCGAACUUCCGCGUGGUCGGCGACAACCUGAAGGAUCGCUUCGAUGGAGCCUCCCGAGUAAUGGUCAGUAAUUCAGACCGCGCGCGCGUUACGAACAAUGCCAUCACCAGCAACUCGGCGAGCAACUCCGUGCAUCAGCACCGUGACGGUCUCGGGCGCCGGCAUCGCUACAACUUCCAGCUGAAACCGUACAAUCCGGAGCAUAAGCCGCCGGGGCUGAAGGACCUCGUCUAUGUGGAGCCGUCGCCGCCGUUCUGCGAGAAGAAUCCCAAACUCGGCAUCCUGGGCACUCACGGGCGGCAGUGCAACGACACGAGCAUCGGCGUCGACGGCUGCGACCUGAUGUGCUGCGGCAGGGGCCACAAGACGCAGGAGGUGACGGUGAUCGAGAGGUGCUCCUGCACCUUCCACUGGUGCUGCGAGGUCAAGUGCCAGCUGUGCAGGACGAAAAAGACGAUACACACAUGUCUGUGAGGAGGGAAUCCUGAUUAUCAUAAUCUUCGAGGCAACCUUCGUGCAGGGUUAAACGAUCAAAGUUCGAACUUUCUUUGUUUUCGCGGUAACCGCUUCCCCCCCCCCCCAUUUGUAUAACGGUACAUUGAGAAAUUCGAAGAACGAGACUACUCUUCUUUUAGCUCAAAAGACCACUUGGUAGUCUCUUUCGUGGACGAGCUAUGUACACAUGCACGGUAUUUCUACGAGAGAUCCUACCAUGGGUCUCGCUGGACGGGGUCGAAGUCGUCGUGGAGUCCCGCGUUGAACCCUCGCGCGCGGGGCCUCCUCGCCUCCAGUAUUACGCGAAACGAACGGAACCACAUAUAUUUAUUACGUCGCGUCGCGCGCGUACUAAAGACUGAGAUGGUGAGAAGCGUUCGUGCGAUCGUAGGUUUUUAAGGCUUUAAGAUAGGAAGAUUGUGGGACGCGGUAGAGAAGCGAUGUAAAUACCGGUGUAAAUGCCAACGUAACACCGGCUCGCUAUUCACCGACGAGGAUCGGACUGAUGUAUCCAUCGCUCCCCCAUAACAAAAGGCUCUGACAUCUCAGCUGUGACAGUGUCAUAUGGUAGAAAAAAAAAAUAAUUUAAGGCUUCCGCUGUCCGCAUCUCUCAUCCGACUGGGUACCCCAUCGGAGACAUUCGGCAAAACUUAUCCCCGCUGGUAAUAUUCGGAUUCAAUUCAUUCACAUCUCUCCAUACAUUAAUCAAAUUGGAUUAGUGCCUGCUUCUCUGCUGUAGAGGGCUAUUGAUCACGAUAAGUAAGCUGAAGAGUAAGUACGAAGAAGCCUUCAAUUAUUUUAUCCUGCUGCAUAUGAGAUCUUCGUUUUAAGUGAUGUCCAUUGGCUACAACGCGAGCGUCGUGGUCUCGUGAAAGCAUUAUUUAUUUUAAUGGUGUCCUUCUUGCACUUUUAGACACUCGCUUCCCCCAGGGAAACGAGCAAUCUCGUAUACAGAUCGCAUACUUGUAUAUAAAUAAAUUAUAGCGAUGUAUUUUGCAGCAAUGCGUGCCAAUCGGUGGCCAAUAUAUUUCUCCGUAAGAAUCUAUUGUAAAUACAAGCAGAUUUUCACACGCGCGACGAAGACGAAGCCCCACAUUGGGAGUGGUAAAUUAUUUUUAUAUCUUUUUUCACAUAUGCCUCUCUUUUUCCUCCCUUUCUUUCUUCAUCGAGUACCGGGAUAUCGAGACUCCCGCGGGUUUAAAAAUACCUUCUGCCAAUGCUGGAUAGAGAGAUAUUACUCUUCGAAAGAGAAAAUUUCAAUAAAGUAACUCCAACGUUGUGCAUAAUAGAUGUAUUAAUUAUUGCUCGUAAUUUAUACAAAUAAACAUAUAAGAAGAUUAAAUAAACGACGAAAUUAAGA
This is a messenger RNA of Solenopsis invicta (red fire ant), 2929 nucleotides long. RefSeq names its product protein Wnt-1 (gene wg). The record is from RefSeq and is a predicted model, not a curated record. Gene Ontology annotation, cellular component: extracellular region. NCBI's taxonomy places the organism in Eukaryota, Metazoa, Arthropoda, Insecta, Hymenoptera, Formicidae. The transcript has 4 exons. Bases 355 to 1548 code for a protein of 397 amino acids. Gene Ontology annotation, molecular function: frizzled binding; cytokine activity. Gene Ontology annotation, biological process: cell fate commitment; neuron differentiation; multicellular organism development.